AUGCCUCCUAGAGGUCGCCCUCGUGCGGCCGCGGCCGAAUCCGAUUCUGAAGUGCUUCCCGACAGGCCAUCCCCAUCGUCCGUCGAGGACCGCGAGCCUCCUCCGCCCUUCUUCAACACCACCUUUUCCACCCAUCGCGCAUCACCGCUCUACGCACUGUCGCAGCGCUUACGUGACACGCUCGUGGGGGACGUCGUCAGAGGUGUACAGGUCGGCCUGGAAGGCAGCGACAGCUCUCUAGGACGCGCCGGUCCGCUGGAAAAGGUCGGUAUUCGAUGGGUUGGUGUUGAAGCUCUAUUAGGCGGCGCCGACGACACAGACCCCGAUCUGAGUAGAGAUCUGAGCAGCGAUGCCGUCGAGACCGAUGAUGCCGUUAGCAAGAAGAGAUGUCUUGUAUUCGAGAUGAGAUACGAGAACGCGCUUUGCACAGCUGUGCUUCUACCAUCGCUCUCCGCAAAGACCGCGGAAGAGUCUCCCGCCGGACUGCAAUCAGCGAAUAGCCUCGGCGUGCCCGGGUUGCUUGCCAGUAGUGGCUCAAAAGAUGACAGACACUUUUUGCUUCUUCCUCUACUUCUCCUACGUAUGCCUGCUCCUUUGAAAACGGUUGUUGUCGACUUUUUGUCAAGCACAUUCGACUGCCGGAUCAGUCCCUUGCGCCUGGGUACGAAGGGCCUGGCUACGGCAUGGGAACGAUGGAUCGAAGAUGCAGGCCUCCCUUCACAAGGCCCUCUGGCAAAAGACAUGGUCUUGACCCUGGGCUUCUACAUACCACCCGCAGUGACCUCAGAUGGCACUGACGAACAACCUCCAGACGGGCUUGGAAUCAAGUCCAUCGACAUCAUCAUACCAGCCGAGGAGCUCAAGCGAUUUACAAAGGAGGGGAGAGCGCUCACGAACCCGAGAAGUAUCAACAAGACAGGGCUCACUCAAGGCUACCAAGACGAUCCGAGAAAGAGAAAGAAGCUCGCGGGCGGCAAGGCGGACGAAGGAUGGGGAUGGGUUGACGGCCAAGGAGAGCACGAAGAAGCAUUCUUACAUGCCUUGGGUGCCUACUUGGAAGAACAUCUCGCCCUUAAUCUCUUCCAUCCCGGCGUGAGAGUCACCAAGAUUGCUUGCGGCGGGUUCGUGCUCUCAGAGGGGCGCGUCAAGGUGUUUGUACCACCUGGCGACGAUGAGGAGGUUUUUGAACCGGUCAAACACCUGAUCGGCGACCUGAUCGCCAGCGCCAACUCCUGA
Molecule: messenger RNA, 1236 nt
Organism: Colletotrichum fioriniae
Lineage: Eukaryota; Fungi; Ascomycota; Sordariomycetes; Glomerellales; Glomerellaceae
Source: RefSeq, a predicted model, not a curated record